This is a messenger RNA of Colletotrichum lupini, 1032 nucleotides long. RefSeq lists its product as uncharacterized. Lineage: Eukaryota; Fungi; Ascomycota; Sordariomycetes; Glomerellales; Glomerellaceae. The record is from RefSeq and is a predicted model, not a curated record. The transcript is spliced from 8 exons. Bases 1 to 1032 code for a protein of 343 amino acids.
AUGUCCAUAUCGGUUUUCCAACGACAGAACUGUGGAUGGGUAAUUAUGGGGCCCCGACUUUGGUCCCCUGCCCACGGGCCCCAAGAGCAGAAGCAGAAGCAAAAGCAGAAGCGCGGCUGCGUAGCAUACCUGCUGCGGUGUAACCUCCCGGCAAACGCCGCCCGCCUCACCUCAACCCGAAGACAUCUGCUCGGUCUCCUUCCUUUCUUCCUCACCCAUGAUCUAGGCAUACUCAGAGCCAGUAUUUUCCCAUUGCCCCUGUUGGCGCACCGUUUUUAUCGCUCACAAACCCCGGUCAAAGCCUCGACAAGAAAGUGGACUCCCCCUUCCCGUUCUCACUACACAAUUCUUUCUCUUCUUUUGCUCCAGGAUAUUUCUCUCUCGCCCCUCUUUCUGCGGCCGGUUGCUACAGCCCUCUUCAUGGUUCCCCCAUUCUUCCUGUCCUGUCUCGUGAUCGGCCGAGGGAUCUGCGGGCACAUAUCAGCCGAAUCGGGGUUUGUUCUCGCCUCUUUGAACAAUAAUACAGAAGCUGUUCAGAUUCAACAACCUGCUAACCCGUGGUUUUUGUCAGCCAGAUACCACCACCCAGGCAUAAUGCCGCGCCUGACCACCCGCUUGUCGCAAGCUCUCUCCGAGUCACCUUACAAACCACCACUACCUACCUCCUCCUUCCCCCUCCCGACACACCACGACACACCACGGAGCAAGGCAAUGCGCAUCGAGUCGCCGAGCAGAGUCAGACGCCGCCAGCCGCCGGAAGCCGACCUCCAUCGUCAUCUCCGCCAAGAUCCGGCCGACCGCGCCUAUGGCCGACGAGAACAAUUCCCUCCGCUUGCACAGGAAAAGCAACAGGCGAUCGAGUCACCGAUAGAGGGGGGCUUUGAAGUACAUUAUUCAUCUUUCUUUAUUGUCUUUGGGGAAUCAUCUAACCCCGGCCGAGGGCCUUCGUCUUGGCCCUUUGUACAAAACCGGAAUACAACCAAAACACCAAUGGGGGUUAUACAACACACGUCAUCCGAGGAUGAGGAGUAG